AUGAUCGUCUUGCUCUUUCUCUACCUCACCCUCCGCGCCUUCGCGCAGAUCCCACCCGGCGAUCAUACAAUCGGUACAGCUAACCCUACCUUCUCUGUCCUCGACUGCUCCGCCCGCGAUGUCCUGACCAGCCAACUCGCGUCUUGCCUCGUGUCUCAAGAUGCAGCCAAGCCCAACUAUCCAGAGGACUGCCAGACUCUGGUGUGGAUUCAAGGUCUUCUGACUACUUGCACUUCUGGUCCGGCCGCCACUGCCACCGCUGCUGCAGACCGUGAGGAAGUCGAGGAGGACUUCAUGGGAGAGGCGGAAUCCGAGACCACGCUUUCUACUUCCUCCGCCGCUCCGAAACUGCCGCUGAGAUCCUACCUCCUGUCUAUCUCGAGCCAACUACAACUACUCAGGACGAGCCAACCACCACUGCCGAUAGCUUCGAUCCUCACCUCGCGACUGGUGUCACUCCGUUUCCUGGCUAUCCUCUACCAACUUGUGCUGGUAUACAUCGACACUUGCGAGAUUCACUUCUGGUGGCGCGGCCUACCGUGGGCUGCAGACUUCGGCAUCUGUGGCAUGUGCAAGUGGCUCGAAGGACACCAAUUUGCAGGCUUGCCAUACAACAUCUUUCCCGACAUGCUAAAGAAGGAAAUCUGCGCCAAGUGGCAACCUCCAAACGACUACGAUGGCUGUUUCUCGGGCUGGAGAAAGAAUGGCGACCCGUUCCAACCUCCCCCGACUCCAGCUACGGUGCCGGUCUUCAAGAACUUUCAGUGA
Molecule: messenger RNA, 768 nt
Organism: Cyphellophora attinorum
Lineage: Eukaryota; Fungi; Ascomycota; Eurotiomycetes; Chaetothyriales; Cyphellophoraceae
Exons: 3
Coding region: 1-768 (255 amino acids)
Source: RefSeq, a predicted model, not a curated record